ACGCAUUUAACAAUUGGCCUUCAAUCCAACAAUUGACAAGAGUCAGACAUCCUGUGCUGUUAAAGUUAAUGAGAUCCGAGGAGUCCCUUCGCCGCGUCUCAGUGAUGCAGCCAAUCAGGGAGCGCGGCUGAAAGCUGAGGAGAUGGGAGGAGAAAAGUCCUGGUGCAGUUUUUUUCUUUCUUUCUUUCUUCUUCUUCUUUUGCCCCUCUGCCUCAUCUGUUGCAAAGCUGCAGGAGAGAAGAAAGCUGCAAACGCACAUCCCGCAGCCCGAGACAGAGAGACUCUGUUGCCACGGAGGAAUGAGCUGAAAGAAACCUCUCUCUGUUUCCCCUGGAUUACAUCUACGGGUUUUUGCUUUCUUUCUUUUUCUUUUUCUUUUUUUUACGCAUCUGGAAGUCGCUAUUUCUUUCUCUUUUUUUUUCUUUGUGCGUGAGAGCAAACUUUUGCAGGUCCAUGACGGAGAGGCGGAACCGGCUCGUUCGUGUUGUGUUUUAAUCAGUUCUUGCGCUGCGGAGGUUUCUGGCCGCUUCGAGCCGCUCGUUGAGCGCCGGAGGCAGAAAGCAGCUCUGGUGCGACGCGGAGACGCGCCGCGGUGAUCGGAGACGAAGAGACCUGCGGAGACUGGAAACAUGAGAUUGAUCGUCAUCUCUGCGGUUCUGCUGCUGAAAGUUGCUCUUGGAAAGGGUUGUGCUAGUGGGAAGUACACCGAGUCGGGACAUUGUUGCAAUUUGUGUCCAGCUGGUUAUGGAUUGGAGAAAAUGUGUGGGAAGGAAAAUACCAAAUGUCAACCAUGUCUGCCAGGAACAUUUUCACCAUCCGAAGGCCUCAACUCUUGCCUGCCAUGCAGCCCCUGUCCGUUUGGUGUGCCCACGCUGGCGUCCUGUUCGACAACCCAGGACACGCAAUGCGAGUGCGACACUGGCUUCUACUUUCUGAGCGGCUUGGCUCUAUGCGCACCCUGUUCUAAGUGCAGGCUAGGUCAUGGGGUCGUCCGGGAGUGCAGUCCUCAAGGAGACACGCUUUGCCAGAAGUGUGGCCCGGGAACCUUCUCAGAGGAGGACCUCAACACCAAACCCUGCCAGGCUUGCAGUCAGUGCUCUGAUGAAGAAGUGGAGAUCCAAUCCUGUAUGCACAACGUUGACACACUCUGCAUGGAUAAGAAGCUGCACAUCGGCCCUGCUGGUACCGAUGGGGUCGUGAAUAUUCCCAACGGGGCGGUGAUGGAGGAAAAUGAGGAGGAAGGCGGCAGCCCCGCACCGGGACCGUCCAAGUUUACACCGCUGGAUGAGGGCGGCAGCAACAACAUUCUCGUUUACGUGUCUGUCCUGGCUGCUGUGGUGCUGGGCUUGUUGGUUUAUGUGGCUUAUAAAUGUUGGAGGUCGUGCAAACAGAAGAAGGCCCUCUCCAAGGCCCGUGUGGCAGAGCUGGCAACGUCUCCAGAAGGAGAAAAGCUCCAAAGUGACAGCGGUGUGUUUCUGGACUCUUACAGCCUGCAGGACAACCAGCCCAGUAAAGGUACCAAGAGAGACAGCAAGCUCGACAACCGUCUGUACGUCAACUUGCCGCCGCACAAACAGGAGGAGGUGGAGCGCCUCCUGCAGGAGGCAAGCGGCCGUGGAUGGAGGCACCUGGGUGCGGCGCUGGGCUACGAACCCGAACAGCUGGACCUGUUCGGACGCGGCGAGGCCCCCGCGCACACGCUCCUGUCUAACUGGGCCCAGAGAGAGGGCUCCACUCUGGGACUGCUGAGCUCGGCGCUAAACCGCAUCGAGAGACCCGAUGUGGUGACGGCCCUUAACAGCACACAGCAGGGCGUUUCUGUGGUGUGACCAACUCGCCAGACCCUCGAGCGACAAUCACAGACUCAAGUGAGGGAUCGGCGAGGCGCUCAGCUUUCAGCUCUUCUGUUAUGGUUGAAGGAGCCAUUCUUAAAUUACUUUGUUUAUAGACCUUUUUUUUUCACUAAAAUACCAUCAAUACUAUAAAAAUAUAUUACUUGUGGCUUCUUUGAACUGUUUGAAAGGUUAUGAUGUCGAAUGGUAACUGAUUUGUCUGUCUGCCAGUGCAGGGAUUAUUGGACUGAAUAUACAGAGCCGUACAAAAUAUUUCCCCUGGAAGUUUUCUAGUGUUUUGUUUUUUUGUGUUUUGUCGUUGUUGUUGUUGUUUUUUACAUCACAUUUACAUGUUUCGGAUCACAAAGAAAAUGUUUAUAUCAGAGAAUGGCAACCUAAGUAACUGCAAGAAGCCCUUUUAAAAAGUUGAUUUUAUUAAUUAAGAGGAAAUAUUUAAAUCUAACUUUUCCCUUUGAGAAAAUGAAAUUGGCACCAUAAAUUUGUCAGUUUGCUCUAUCUUGGGUGCAACAACCUCAAGUCUGUGCUGCAGCUUGAAGUUACGUUUUUCAGUUUUUAUUUUUGUAUCAGUGUGGAGGAAUUUUUUUAUUCUUUUGCAGAAUUCAGCUACACUGGAGUGUGUUUGAGCACACGAAGCCUGUUCAAGGUCAAGCAGGUUUUUUGUUCAUAAGUGGGGCGGCUUAUUGGCUCUAUUCAUUUCUGCAAGUCUGGGGCAAAGUAGGCCCAGACUAUCACACUAUCACCCUCCAUGCCUGACUAAUGUCUGUCAGAAAUGCUGAGUCAGUUUACACCAGAGGUAGCGGGAUACACAACUUGCAAAAAUUAUUAUUUUUCUUUUUCUCAUAAGACCACAGAAUAUUUUUCCAUUUGGUGCUGAAACUCUUCCGUUGAGGUUAGAAAGUGAAGCCUGAAGUGCUUCAGAGACUGUUUAGAGGUAUUCGGUUGGAUGACUCGGACAUGUUUUCUCUCAAGAAUUAUGGCCGGUCAGCCACUCCUGUGAAGGUUCGUUAUUGUUCAGUUUGGUUCACCCACUGGAGAUUCGAUGCCUUAAAAUGACUUUAUGGUUUUAAAUGGUAAGAGGUUUUAUGACUGAAAUAUGUCACACAAUAGAUGUUCCUCAUCUAUUCUUAAAUGUUAUUUCAAUCAUUGGUUUGUGUGGUUUUUCUUGAUCUUUUGGCCUUCUUCGUGUUGUCAGGUUCCUUUUUAGUAGGAACCUGACAACACGAAUCAGACCUUCGUGUUUCUGCUGAAAUUGACCCAAAAAUGUUUCUAGUCAUAUUUAAUUCAAUUGGGAAAUCAUACAAUGUCAUAGAACCAUGUUGUGUCAGACAGAUUUGUUCCCAUUAAUAACUGCUUCCACCCACAGUGCAGCGACAAAGGAAUUCAAUCCUUUCAUACUUAACGACAAUGUCACCGAUAAACUUUAUAUGUUAAGAACAAAACCAUUUAGAAUAGACACACAAACACUGUAAAUAUCCAGUUCACAAGCAAAAUGAUGUGCAGUAUGUAGUGAAAUGUGUAUUUUUGAACAAAAAUCAAAUCUCACCUUUUACAUAAAAAAGGAAUAUUUCUAUGUAAAGUUGUUUAUAUUGAACUCCGUAGCUCAACGUGUUUCUUCUUUGGAUACUUUUUUAAAAAAUUUUUUUAAAAUAAAGUACUUUUUAAAUAAU
This is a messenger RNA of Poeciliopsis prolifica (blackstripe livebearer), 3520 nucleotides long. It is a transcript of the gene nradd, whose product is annotated as neurotrophin receptor associated death domain. The transcript is spliced from 6 exons. The record is from RefSeq and is a predicted model, not a curated record. NCBI's taxonomy places the organism in Eukaryota, Metazoa, Chordata, Actinopteri, Cyprinodontiformes, Poeciliidae. Gene Ontology annotation, molecular function: nerve growth factor binding; death receptor activity; coreceptor activity. Gene Ontology annotation, cellular component: plasma membrane; cell surface. The coding region runs from base 630 to 1829 and encodes 399 amino acids. Gene Ontology annotation, biological process: Rho protein signal transduction.